This is a messenger RNA of Leptopilina heterotoma, 2986 nucleotides long. RefSeq names its product coiled-coil domain-containing protein 170. The transcript has 15 exons. The record is from RefSeq and is a predicted model, not a curated record. NCBI's taxonomy places the organism in Eukaryota, Metazoa, Arthropoda, Insecta, Hymenoptera, Figitidae. Bases 97 to 2625 code for a protein of 842 amino acids.
CACCAUUAGUACUUUCUUGCUUGAAGUGUUGACAUUCGUGCGUUCGUGGGAAACACUUGUCAAGCAUUGUUUCGCGUGAAAAAUAUAUAUGUUUGUAUGGAUUUUUUUUUUAAUAAGAAUGUCAGUGACAAUUUGAAAUAUACAUGCAAUAUUUUUAGAAAUAAAUUGAAAAAAUCGAAUUUUACAAGGAAGGAAAAUAUUUAUAAUAUAGAUUCGGCGCGCAACUGGGGAUCUUUAAGGAAAGACAAAAAAAUGAGUACUAUGGUAACCGCGGAGGAGGAUACGAAGGAAACGCACGGAAGUGAAGACGAUGAUUUGAAGAUAUUUGAAACCCUUUGCAUCUCAUCGCAAAAGAUUGAAACUGAAGAGGCAAUGACACAUGAAGUCACAACAGCUUUAAGGAGCGAGUUGGCAGCACUGGAAUAUAAACGUGAUAGAUUAAUGUCUGAACUUCAAGAAAUGAAAAACUCUGUACGAUCACGUGACCAAAGAGUCGUGGAACUUCAGGUUGAAGCGGAUCAGCUUCGAGAACAGGCAGCUCGACAAAAUUCUGUUAUUUUAAGUCUUAAAAAACGAAUACAGGAACUGGAGGAUAGGGAGAGAAAUUUAUAUGCGUGUCAAGGCAGAAAUGAAAUCACAAUUCAGGGUUUACAACGGGAUGUAAAAUAUCAUGAGGAAAAGGUACGAGAGUAUGAGAAGAAAAUUCGUCAAGUGGAACACAACAUUACCGAGGAGAUUCAGUUGAAGGAACGGGCGCGCCUAAAUUUGCAGGAUUUUGUUAGAAGAUUAGCACACGCCUUGAAUACCGAAUUCUGUGAUAGUACUCACCAUAGUCCAGAAAUGGUUAUUCAUAAAGCAGAAGAACUCGUUCAGGAAGUUAAUCGUCUCCGAACUAAAAGCUCCACUGUCGAAACUCAUUUGGGAAGUGUAGAAGUUGAUUUUAGAACCUGCAAGGAUUCGUUAGAUCGAAUUACGUCCGAGAAAGAUCAACUCCAACGUCAAGUUGCAACUCAGCUAAUCGAUUUGGAUCGUUUUCGUCAGGAAAAAGAAUGUCUGGAAAUGCAGUACAGAGUGGCCGAACGUGAACUAAACGAUGUCAGAGACAAGCUAGUGAAUGCGAAUCGCAGCAUAACUAGCGCAAGCGGAAAUAUAUCCAGCCAGGAAACUUUAAUCUGCCAAUUACGAGAGGAUCUAAAAAUCAAGGAAGAAAAAAUACAGAGGGUUCAUAAUGAAUUACGUCAUCUAUUAGAGUCGAUGGCUAUUCUUCUCAGUACACCAAAUCGUUUCGUUGAAUCACAUGAGAAUGCCAUCAAGGAUCGAUUAAGGGAAAUUCUCGCCGAUAACAAAGAUCAAGCUGUGAAAAUCCAAAAUCUAAAAGAAAAAGUUAAUGUCACCACAGAGUCAGUAAAUCGUCAAGCAGAAAUGGUCGAGACCACAAUGAUAAAGAUUAGAAAUUUAGAGGAAGAGCGAGCUGCAUUAGAAGCGAAAUAUCAUAAACUUGAAUCAGAAUUAUCAUCCUGUGAAAUUUCGAGAGAAACGUUACGUAGAGAUAAACAGCACUUUUUAGCAUUUUUGGACAGACUAGGAAAAUCAAUGCAAAUGGACGAGAUUUCUCAAGAAAUUGGCAUGGAUCUUCAGACAGAGUCGUUACUUGUACGCGCCGAACAAUUGUCAAGAUUGGAAACUGAUAAAUUAGUUGAUAAGCUAUUAUGUUGCAGCUAUACGACGUUUCCCAGGAUUCGACGUGAACGAUUAUACCACGAACUGCCUUGCUUAAAAGAAACUUCGGUUGUUUAUCAACUACAACGAAGGGUUCGAACUCUUCGAGAACAAUUGCAGCGACGAGAUCUUCAUUUGGAUCUUCUUCGUAGAAAGCUUAGUCUUCAGGAAGAUAGUGUCCGAGUGAAAUCAAUGUUGCAGAGUGAAAGGGACGAGGCAAAUCUUAGAGCAAAGAAGCUAUCGAAGCAAAUUGACCGUUUACAGAUGCAAGCCAAUGAUGAGAAGGCAAGAAAUAGGGAAUUGAGUGCCCAAUUAACGGAGGCUGCGGAUUACAAAAUAGCUGCAUUGGAGCGCAGUAGGAAAAUAGAAGAACUUCAAAAGAGACUAGUUGAAAGUGAAAUGCUUAGGACCCGAUACAACAGAAAAGUGACAAUGAUGAAGGAUCAGUUGAGAACAACCAGUGAAACAACAGAACAGGAGAGAUCAAUUAACGAUCAUUCGAUGCAACUUGUCAGAGAUGAAUUAACUCAAGUUAAACAAACACUUCUCGAGGUUAGACAACAAUUGACCGAAACAACUCGUAGAGAAUCACAGUUGCAGAGUUUCCGAGCAUCCGUCGCAAAAUUAUUAACCGAACCAAUAUGUUCACCGGACUAUGAAAUAAUUUCCCGCCUACAGAAAAUAAUUGCAGCACACAGAGACUUUACAAUGCUGUCACGAAGAUAUGACGAACCGUUAGAAACCAGUCCUUCUAGAUGUACCAGUAUUCAUCCGGUCCAUCCGCCGAGAUCGCCUGGAUCAAGAUGCACUCGCUAUGAAGAUAGUGGUUACGCUGAUCCCCCGGAUCUACACGACAUUGAUGAUGAUUUCAACAAAAGACCAAUCAGAAGUAGCCUCCUUCCGUGACAUCGGCCGAAAUUUAAAUUCUAAAUUAAUUUAAAAGAAUCCCACAGUUUUUAAAAUUCUACAAUUAGAAAACUGUUUAGGAUUUAAGAAAAAAAUGUUUACAAUGUAAAUGUAAAAUCCUCUGUUUGUGGAAACGUAAACAAGUGAAUUUUACAAUGAAAACUCGAAGAGGGGAAAAACAGAAAGCUAAAUAAGUGUUCAAUGUUAAUUAUCAUGUAAAUAAAUAUCCAUUACAAUAUAAAAGUUGUUUUUUACCUCCUAAAAUAAUUGUAGAAAAUUUCAAUGUCCAAAGCAGGAUGAAAACUCCCGGUAAAGGUGCUUCUAUACCUCCGGUAGAUUGGUCAAGCAAUCGGCUUGAUGA